Molecule: messenger RNA, 4104 nt
Organism: Lingula anatina
Lineage: Eukaryota; Metazoa; Brachiopoda; Lingulata; Lingulida; Lingulidae
Product: R-spondin-2
Source: RefSeq, a predicted model, not a curated record
UAAUAAAACUGUUUUGUCGUGCUUUUGAGGAAACUAAAUCGGGUGUUUACUUGUGGAUUUCGGUCAAUCACAAUCUCAACAAAUACGCAAUUAUUGCAACUCUAUUGCUUCCCAAUCUAGCAUCGCUUUUAUGAAGCGUAGCUACCGGGCGCGGAAGGCCGUGAAUAGAAAGCAGAGGGAACAAGUUGAACCUCUUAUUUGACUUUUGAGUCGGGAUCAGUUUACUAGUCCAGCGCAGGGGAGUACACAUGGUUAUGGCUUGAUACUAACCAGGGACACCGUGCCAUACAAGAUCAAAAAAUCAACAACUAGGGGAAAACAAACUGGACUUAACAAACCGUGACCAUGUCUCCGCGUCCCCAGAAACUGCCACACUGGACAGGUGCAGGGAGCGGGGCGAUGGCCAACGAUUUUCAGGACAAGAAAAGGAAUUAACACGAAAGAUUUGUUUUAAAAAGGAUACAAUUGUUUCAAGCCUUUCUCCCCCAACAUCGCCUUACUCCAGUUUAUCCCAGGUGGGGAGCGUGAAAGAUCAAGGAUACUUAAGGAACUGGAGGUGGGGUGAGGGGUUAAAGGCAGGGGGGUACGACCUGCAUGUUAUUGCUACAGUAUUGUUAUCUAUGGUGGAUUUUAAGGCGACGUCCGAUAAUACCACUGGCCACAGGAUUACUUCGAUCAGCUUACGAAAGUGGUUUAACUACGACGAAGCCCUCAGUCACAGGAUUAACGGAAUAAAUAUUCCAUUUAGUUAAGUCCAAAAUUCGAUCACUCGCAUGAAAGAGCGCUUUAUAGCGUUUCAGACAAGGGAUAUGUAAACUGGUUAGUGUAUUAAGGUUUAGUAUUGACUCGGAGAAUAUUGGUAUAUUUGCUAUCUAGUAUUUCAACGAUUAUUGAACUGCGGUUGUCUGUAAGACUUGAUAUUAAUAUUCAGAGACGUCACGAGGACCAGUGCCGCUCUGCGGGAGUAGCAUUUAAACCAGCGUGGAGACACGGAGCAGCAAGAGGCAGCAGCCAACUACACCGCACACUAUCACUGGCCAGGACCAUACGUACGGAUACACCAUAAGGCUGAGAUACUACGUUUUAAAUUUUUUACGCAGUUGGAUUACUAGUCAAUCACCGCUUGCUGAACUUGGAGCAAGUUUAUUAUACCUCGUCUUUGAUGUUUGCCGUUGCGCCCCGCUUUCUUUGAGGCGAGGAUCUGCACGGGGUUUCUACGAGGAGCUUGUCGUUUACGCCCGGUUGUAUAAAUGUAAGACAGUUGCAAUGAACGAUGCGGUUGGUGAAUUUGUUAACUUUAACUUUUAUACUGACAUACCUUAGCAAGUUAACUGGCAUCCGAGGCGCCCCAGAGAGAGGAAAACGAACAAUCAAAGGCGUUUACCCCCUGUGUCCACACGGGUGCACUAGCUGUUCGGCGGUCAACGGUUGUGUUACGUGCCGACCAAAGAUGUUCAUGCUCCUUCAGCGUAACGGCAUGCGGCAGACGGGGGUCUGCGUCCACGCGUGUCCAAACGGGUACUAUGGGGUGCGGACACGGUCACUAAGUCAAUGCCACAGAUGCAAAAUAGAAAACUGUGAUAGUUGUUUCAACCGCCAUUACUGUACAUCGUGCCGAGCGCCGUACAUCGCGUACAGAGGGCAGUGUCUGGAGAGCUGUCCAAACGGACUUCACUACGCUAAUUAUUCUAAGGAAUGUUUAGAAAGUAUUGAUUGUAUGGUGGGACCUUGGGGUAGCUGGGGCACCUGCAUGAAGAAAGAACAGACGUGUGGAUACAAAUACGGCACAGAAAGUCGGUCACGAGAAAUCUUACAGCUACCUAUCAAUGGCGUGCCUUGCCAGGCACUACUGGAGUCUCGAAAAUGCCGAAUGAAGAGGAGGCAUUGUAAUACUGAUUUGCUCAGCAACAGUUCAGAACCUUCAGAGGAAAAGUCAAAGGAUCAUAUUGGUAAAAAGAGAAAAAGGAAAAACAAAAACAAAAAGAGGAAACGGAAAAGAGGUAGGGACGAUCGAUUCAAGUGCAGAAGGCGACAAAGGCGGGAAAAAGAGAGACGCGAGAGAGAACAGAGACGGCGCCGAGAACGCGCAGAAAGGCGAAGGCGGAAACAGUUUCUUCGUGAAAGAGAACAAUCUUUAAAAAGUGUCUGGCAAAAUACCACGAACACUUUCAACUCGACAAUGUACAUACCACGACCAACCACUUGACGAGAGAUUAUAAAAUCUCGAUCAGUUAUUUGAUUUAAUUGGUGCUCAUGUUUCCUAUGAAUGCUCAUGUGACAGGCGGAAGUCUUAAUAUGUUUCAGCGAUUUCUAUCAGGCAUUUGAUGAAAUGGAAUUUGUGCGAGCCGCCUUCAUACCCGAUGCUCGAAAAACACUUUGAUAUAGACGCGGUUAUGAACUUUGAUAUUUGACCUUUCAUUUGGCAGAUUGGCAAACGAUUGUAAAGAUAAAGAUGCAGCUGUUUUUUCCGCAUAGCCCAAAUAGAUAAUCAUAUAUAGAAAACAGAUCCCAUUACUUGAAGAUGAGGUUUGGUGUGUCUACGCAUUCUUGCAACCCUAGCACACGUAAAUGAGGCCCUGUUCAAUAAAAUCUGCUCCGAUGGAUAUCUAUCGCUAUAGUGUAUACAUCGUGCGUUAUAUGGCUACUUGAAACCCCUUUAUGACAGUGCAAUGUGUAAACCAAUGGCAACAGAUUUUCUGAGUUUCCACAUCCAGAGUUGCCAAAUGCUGUACUUCCCAAGUCUGUCUUAGGACAAGUAUAUAUAUAUAUAUAUAUAUAUAUAUAUAUAUAUAUAUAUAUACCCAUGUAUGACCACUUAAGGAUCCUUGGGUUUUAUCCUAGGGUUUUAGUACGCUCAAUUUUGUUACAGCAAACAGGGUGUACUUUUCGACGAACGGUCAACCCAGGUAUACUUGAACCUAUGUUCACCUAGGUUAAAAGGAGGGUUGUGAUAAAUGCUUGAAACAGUAUUUAUAACGAGCAUAGUUUCUACUACUAUAUUAAUGUGAUUACCUUUACAUUUUUGGUCUAACUUAAUGACGAGACAGUGCGUAUUUGUUGGAUGUUUGCUAUUGAUCAGCAUAUACAGAUGCCUAUUAUUGGUAAAACUUUCAAGAGAAAGGUAGACAAUUUGUUGGCGGGAAAUGCUGUAAAAAGGUUAUAAUCCCAUUUUUGAUGUUUCAGCAUGUAGACCAAUGUCAUAUCCAUCUUAUUCUCAAUUCAAAGACCGCACAUAAAUCUGUUCUGUAAAUCAGUAUUUGGUACCUGGUGAGCCCGACCUUGAUUCUGUGUUAGCUUCUUUGACAAUCGCUAUUAACUGCCUCCCUAUGCAAUCACUUUAUUUUUUAGUUUUUCCAAUUGGCCCUGUUUUGACAUUUUAAAAAUCAAAUAUCUGACAACAGCAAUGUUAGUCAAAUAUGAAAAGCCUUUGUUUUAACGCAACAAAUUCGUUUAUUUCAUUUUAGAGCCUGUCAGUGAAAAGAAAAACUCAAAUUAAUAGUCUAAGGUCUGUUGUCUAAGUUACAACCUUUGACAACCUUUCCUUUUUGUACAUUUGAGAAAGUCUUUGCCUCUUUUGUUUAGGGUAUAGUAUAGUGAUAUACUGUAAUUAAACGAGCUAUAAAAUAUGGAAAAAACUGAGGGAUAUUGGUUAGAUAUCUGUAGAGGUAAAAAAGUCUAUAUCUCACCUGGACAGUUACUAAUAGACACAUAAAGCAAAUCUUUUAAAGCUUGGAAUACAAUUUCAGUUGUACUAGUCAUUUAAUCGUAUAAUCUGUAAAUAUAUAUAUAUAAUUAUAAUAUAUAUAUAUACAUACAUAUGAAACCAGGUAGCGUUCUACAAACGCCUUAUUUAUAUAAACUUAAAUUAGCUUUUGAUAUUUUUGUGAAGAAGUUUAUGAUAUGAUGUAAUACAUUGAAAGGGUUACUUAUAAACAAGUCCCUUAAAAUUUAUUUAUAUCAGCUCCACAGUCAGCAAUCGGUGAGAUGACAGUUCUUUAAGGAUAGGUUCAAAAGUAUGCUAGCACGUUCUUGAAAUAUGAAAUAAAUUGAAAUGUACAAAGUUGUUACGAAAGCAAUGUGAAAUAAAAACAAAUGCUUUUUCGC